Paramecium sonneborni is the source of this 316-nucleotide messenger RNA. The record is from the annotation of a GenBank genome assembly. NCBI's taxonomy places the organism in Eukaryota, Ciliophora, Oligohymenophorea, Peniculida, Parameciidae.
UAUAAUUAUUUUAUUAUGCAGAGGCUCUUGAAACCAAUUAAGAUAUAACAGCCUGUCUUAUAAAAAAUCGAAAAUGCAAGAUCAGAUUGUUCAACGGAUGAAGAUCUUAGUUUUAUAGAAACUUUAAGGGCCGACGCUCAAAACCCUAUGAUAAAAAAUUUCUCACAGGAAGACUCUAUUGUAGAUGCCACAAAGGAUUUGGAAGAUUUCCUUAAUUCUCUUGAUUGAAAUCUAUUAAGUAAGAGGAAGGCGACAAUUAGUGCAAACCUCUUUUUCGAUUGAUUAUAAUACAUAAACUUUUAAUCAUAAACAUCAC